Daphnia magna is the source of this 4412-nucleotide messenger RNA. RefSeq names its product importin subunit beta-1 (gene Fs(2)Ket). Lineage: Eukaryota; Metazoa; Arthropoda; Branchiopoda; Diplostraca; Daphniidae. Gene Ontology annotation, molecular function: small GTPase binding; nuclear import signal receptor activity. Gene Ontology annotation, biological process: protein import into nucleus. The record is from RefSeq and is a predicted model, not a curated record. Gene Ontology annotation, cellular component: nucleus; cytoplasm. Bases 141 to 2807 code for a protein of 888 amino acids. The transcript has 12 exons.
GUGGGACUAUUCACCGGUGUACUGAAUCCAGCCUUAGUCGGUAGCCGUUUGAUUCUUUCACGCCUGCUUAGCUAUUAACAAGUCUUAGACAUUUUUUGCGGCUGAAAGAUCUGUGAUAUUUAUUAAUUAAAGGAGGGAAAAUGGUGCCCGAACCAAAUAUUCAACUUAUUCAAAUUUUGGAGAAAACCGUUUCGUCAGAAAAGAAUGAAUUGGAAGCAGCCCAAAAUUAUCUUGAACAAGCUGCAAGGGCAAAUCUGGUGGAAUUUAUCAGAGCCUUGUCUGAUAUUCUUGCCCAUGGAGCCAAUAGCCCUGUGGCCCGCAUGGCUGCUGGCUUACAGUUGAAAAAUUGCUUGACUUCAAAAGAUACAGAUGUCAAGCUAGAAUACCAGCAACGAUGGUUGUCAUUCCCACCAGAUUUAAGGGCUUAUGUAAAGAAGAACAUUUUGGCUGCCCUGGGAACAGAGACUAUCCGUCCCAGCUCUGCUGCACAGUGUGUUGCAUACAUGGCAGUUGCUGAACUACCAGUCAGUCAAUGGCCAGAACUUAUAUCUGUUCUUGUUGCGAAUGUCACUGCAGCCAACAGCACAGAAAUGGUUAGAGAGGCAACCUUGGAAACCAUUGGAUAUAUUUGUCAAGAUAUUGAUGCUGAAGUUUUAGCAACUCAGUCAAACGAGAUUCUUACCGCUAUUGUUCAUGGUAUGAAGCGCGAAGAACCAAGUAACCACGUCAGAUUAGCCGCAACAACUGCACUAUUAAACUCUUUGGAGUUCACAAAAGCCAACUUUGAUAAAGAAAGUGAACGCCACUUCAUUAUGCAAGUUGUAUGUGAAGCGACGCAGUCACCCGAUACCAAAGUGCGUGUUGCAGCUCUUCAAUGCCUGGUCAAAAUUAUGUCUCUCUAUUAUCAAUACAUGGAGCACUAUAUGGGGCCUGCACUUUUUGCUAUCACGCUAGAAGCAAUGAGAUCAGAGAUCGAUGAAAUUGCGCUUCAAGGCAUUGAAUUCUGGUCAAACGUAUGUGACGAGGAAGUGGAUUUGGCCAUUGAGGCUAGCGAAGCUGCUGAAAUGGGUCGUCCUCCCGAGCAUACCUCGAAAUUUUACGCCAAGGGCGCGCUCCAAUACUUGGUUCCGGUAUUGAUGCAAACCCUGACCAAACAAGAAGAGUAUGAUGACGAGGACGACUGGAAUCCUUGUAAGGCAGCUGGCGUAUGCCUCAUGUUGUUAGCUAACUGCUGUGAAGAUGUUAUUGUUCCUCACGUGCUUCCUUUCGUCAAGGAGAAUAUUGAGAAUCCUGAUUGGCGUUUCCGUGACGCUGCAGUGAUGGCUUUUGGCUCUAUUCUUGAGGGACCUGAUGCUGUUCAAUUAAAACCAAUUGUGGAACAAGCUAUGCCGUUCCUUUUCAAACUGAUGCAUGACACAAGUGUCAAUGUCCGCGACACCGCAGCGUGGACGAUAGGACGUGUGUGUGAAAUCAUCCCUGAUGCGGCAGUGGCGCCUCCCAAUUUGCAACCACUUCUUCAGGCCCUAGUUACCGGACUCACAGCAGAGCCUCGUGUAGCCUCAAAUGUGUGCUGGGCCUUCUCAAGCUUAGCUGAAGCUGCCUAUGAAACUGCAUCACAGGCUACUGACGGAAAUGAGCCGGACUCCUACUGCCUAUCUGAAUAUUUUGAGCCAAUUGUUCAGAAAUUGUUGGAAACCACCGAUAGACCAGACGCUGCCCAAGCUAAUCUUCGUGCCGCUGCCUAUGAAGCUUUAAUGGAAAUGGUCAAAAACUCUCCCAAGGAUUGUUAUCUGACCGUUCAAAAGACUACCAUGGUGAUCUUGGAGCGAUUGCAACAGGUUCUGAAUAUGGAAUCUCAUGUGUCAUCCCACUCGGAUCGAGUCCAAUACAACGAUCUCCAAUCUUUGCUUUGUGCUACGCUACAGAGCGUGCUUCGUAAAGUUACACCAGAAGAUGCUCCCAAAAUAUCUGAUCCGAUCAUGGCCGCAUUACUGCAAAUGUUCAAUUCGAGCGCUGGGCCAAAUCGUGCUGGUGGUGUACAGGAAGACGCUUUGAUGGCAGUGGCUACCUUAACAGAAGUCCUUGGUGAAGGUUUCAUCAAGUACAUGGAGGCUUUCCGUCCAUACCUUAUCAUGGGCUUGAGAAACCAUGCUGAAACUACCAUCUGUCAGGCGUCCGUCGGGCUGGUUGGCGACAUUUGCCGAGCUCUAGGGGCCAAGAUUCUGCCUUUUUGCGAUUCUAUUAUGUCCCUCCUUCUGGAAACACUUGGCAACAAUGAGGUCGAUCGGAAAGUGAAGCCUCAAAUUUUGGCAGUGUUUGGAGACAUGGCUUUGGCCAUCGGCCCAGAAUUCAAGAAAUACCUUGAGUUGGUUCUUGGCAUGUUGCACCAAGCAUCUCAAGCCCAAGUUAACAGAAAUGACUUCGACAUCAUGGACUACCUGAACGAGUUGCGAGAAUGCUGCCUAGAAGCUUACACAGGGAUAGUUCAAGGUCUGAAAGGAGAAGACAAAGAAACAGUUGGAACUGAUGUCCAGCUUUUACUUCCCCACGUCCCUCACAUGAUCAAUUUCAUCACGACAAUCGCUAGAGAUCGAGAAAAGUCGGACGGAACUAUCUCUGCCGCAGCUGGUCUUAUCGGCGAUCUUUGCUCGGCAUUUGGCCACCAGUUAUUGCCGUUCGUUGAUACUGAACCCAUCACAGAGAUGUUGACCAUUGGUCGACGAUCGAAGACAGGAAAAACUAAAACGCUGUCGAACUGGGCCACGAAGGAAAUCCGUCGUCUGAAGAGCUCCGUCACUGCUAGUUGAUUGGCCAAAUGAGUGGUACGCAUGCGCGUGAGGCAAAAGAGAACGUGAACAUUUUGGUCAUGAAGCGUGAGUGGUGGAUGAAAGUGAAUCGGACUUUACCUACUAGUAUCUCUUUUCAAAACUUGAAACUUAUUCCUCACUUCAUUACACCUACACGCAGUCUUCCAUCCUCUUUAUCUCUUCUGUCUUUCCUCUUUUUUUACGUAUACCAUCGCACCAACUAUUCCUCCUUGCCAGCACUUGUUUGCCCUUCCAUUUCAGUCUCAUCUCCUCCCACAUUCUCCGUUUAUUUUUUUGGUUGAACGCUGUACGAAUGUCCGAACGGAUGUAUGAGAGAGUGUGUGUAUGUAUGUGUACAAGUAACAUAUCCAUCAUGUAUGUCUGUAUGUGUGCGAAUGGGAAGUCGAUCAAUUGAUCUGUAUGGAAAGAUGUGAGAAAAUGAGACGUGAACUUGUAUGAUUGAAGUGGGGGGGGGGGGAGGAAAUCGAGUAAAUGAGUGAGCGAAAGGGAAUCUUGCACACAAGGGCGACCUAGUGUCAAACCAGUUCUAUCAACUUCUCUCUUCCCCCUCUCUAUCUAAUUAAGGUUUUCCACUUAAUCCAAGAAAAAGGGAAGGGCUUGCACAUUUAGCUAAACCAACGACUGAUAACGGGAAAAACGACUUUAUACUGACGUGAUUGUGUGCGGAAUGUAUGUAUUGGGUUUGUUGCAAGUAGUAAGAAUCUUAGAUGUCCCUGCCAGCCUCUGAAAAAAGAUAUUCACCGUCGUAAGGGAUAUUGUGCGUUUCUUGGUUCCAUUCCAAUUUAUAUUACCUAUCGGUAUCUUUAACUUGGCCAGCUUACGAGACAUGGUAAUAAGCGAAGAGUGAUUCCUUUUUUUAUUUUAACAGUUCCCCAACAAUUUAGAAUCUAAUCAUUAAUUUCAAACGCCCUUAAUUUGGUCGAGUCAUACGUGUUGUAAAUGAGAAUACCAAGUACCUUGAAGUAAAAGGCUCGCCCAAGGGCGAAUUGAUAGAAAUAGUGAACUAGAACUUGGUAACUAGAUUGGAAUAGGGGAAAAAAAUCUUUUUGCGAAUUGUAAUUUCGGUGAAUGAAGAAACUGAUGGGGAAUUUUGUAACGAAUCAAUGUGUGAAUGGAACUCUCCAGUGUAACUGAAACUGUGUAAAUGUGACGGACUUAUUACUUCUUAACGUGACUAAUAAAUGUGCGAAGUGCGAGCCCUUAAAAAAAGAAACAAAACAACAUACUUGACUCGCCUUCAUUACAGUAUUUAACGCGAUUUUACGAAGUACUAAUGUAAUGACGGAGAAUCAAAAAGAUCAGACAUUCCUUUCUGUCUUCAAAAUUUUUUAUUACUUCAUUACGUUUCGAUUCUAAAUCGAGAUCUUUCGAUGCACAUGGUUUGUAUCUUCCGUUUCAUGUUUUAUUUAAUUUUUUUUUAAUAACUACGCUCAAUUACUGGGAAACGUUGCCCAUACCUUCAGUGGAAAAGAUUGUGUCUACAUGCCAACUUUUCACUCUAAACUACUUGCUGGUUUUUGCUACAGUAAACGAUGUGAUUUGCAUCUUUGUCUUUAGUUAAUACAUUUCGUCGUGAUUUUUUAA